This is a messenger RNA of Arctia plantaginis, 258 nucleotides long. The record is from the annotation of a GenBank genome assembly. Lineage: Eukaryota; Metazoa; Arthropoda; Insecta; Lepidoptera; Erebidae.
AUGAAAGCUCCAACUGAAUCGCUAUCAGAUGAUUGUAAAAGCUCAACACGCACUUGUACAACUUGGUGUUCGCUAUCAGAUCUCGGUGUGAACGAUUUACGGGAGUUGCUCGCGGCUCACGUACCCACCGCCGAACGAUUUAAUAAGCUCCGUGAUAUAGUGAGUACCGCGCCUCCGGGGAAAUCACAUUAUUCUCCACUUGGAUACCUACUUGUAAUAGAAAAGUUUGAUGAAGUUUUGAGCACAAGAAAAAAUUAA